Messenger RNA from Dicrocoelium dendriticum, 711 nucleotides. Lineage: Eukaryota; Metazoa; Platyhelminthes; Trematoda; Plagiorchiida; Dicrocoeliidae. The record is from the annotation of a GenBank genome assembly.
CUCAAACUAAAAGGCUAGGUUCAGCAUUAGAAUAUAACACUCGAUUACCGAAAAUAGCAAUAAACUACACCAAACCGUGCACUCACAGACGUGACAGACCAUUACCUGUACAGCCCUUGGAACCGCCUACACUUAAUCAGACUUUGAUCCCAAGAUUUCGCAAUCGUAGAACACUCAAAGUUCACACAAUGCAUAUUGCGUAGGCCAAAACCAGAUAUAUCAAUAUUAACGCCUGUGUUCCAUGCUUAGAUAAGUAGAACUAACAUGAGGAGUUUACUAUUCAUCAGUUUUUUGCUGACCACCACAUGCAUCUUUGGACGCAAUGCCCAUGCAGUAAACCAUCGCGAUCUUCGCGAACUGUUCGAACGAUUCAAGCACAAAUACAGUAAGGCAUAUUUAAAUGUGACUGAUGAGGAAAAGAGGUUUGGUAUAUUCAGAGACAAUCUGAUACGCAUCGAGGCGUUGCAGAAACACGAGAAGGAUACAGCCAACUAUGGUAUAACCAAGUUCACGGACCUGACGACCGAAGAAUUUUCAGCCCGUUUUAUGAAUGCACAUUUUAACAAAAUGACUCGGGAGCUGAAGAUAGCCAAGCGUGUUGAAUUACCAGAAGCUUUGCCAAGUUUCGAUUGGCGAGAGAAAGGUGCAGUGACGCCAGUGGAAGAUCAGGGCUCACUCACAGUCUGGAGUUGCUGUUUGUUUGUUUGUUGA